Messenger RNA from Camelina sativa (false flax), 577 nucleotides. The record is from RefSeq and is a predicted model, not a curated record. Lineage: Eukaryota; Viridiplantae; Streptophyta; Magnoliopsida; Brassicales; Brassicaceae.
UUACACAUAUUCCCUAUCCAAUUGAGACAUUUACAUGAUUCUCAUAGAAACACACAACAACUACUAAUCGAUCCACACCUCUUUUUAGUUUUACUUUUGCAUCAAAAGGUGCCUUUGAUGGGGCUCCCAAAAAUAGGAUCAAAGUCGGACGACCACGUGUCUUAUUGGAAGCUAUUGCCGGAGCGUCUGGAUUUACAGCCGUCGCUUCCACCAUGGACAAAGAGCCAAUUAAAAAGGCUAAAAAGAAAGGGUCGACGCAGUUGACCAACCCUCCUCAAGGUCCUCCGCCAACAUUUAAUGCGGCUGAUCAGGAAGGAUUUGGUGGCACGAUUGCUGCUUCUUCCCGUGGUGGAGGGUCUGGUUCAGGCACUGGAGGGCUAGGGAUUGAUCUGAAUGUUGAUCCAAUGGAGGAGGACGAAGGAGGGAGUGCAUCUGGUGUUACUCCAAAGUUUGAUUUUAACAGGUCACCGUUUGUUUCCGUCUUCUUGUAACACCAGAUGCAGCAUUCCCUCCUUCGUCCUCCUCCAUUGGAUCAACAUUCAGAUCAUUGUUUUCUUCGUAACAUUGUUUUCUUCCG